GCGAGCCGAGCCGGCGUGGAGGCCUGCGAGCACGGGCGCGCUCAGCCUCAGCAGCAGCAUGAGCACCUCCCAGCCCACUGCGCCAGAGCCAAGCCCUUCUGAGGGCACCAGAAGCUCGCCAGGGAAGGCUGUGGGGGGUGUUCGGGAAAAGGGCCCUCGGCUAUGCCAGCGGCUGCCCUCCAUCGUGGUGGAACCCAGCGAGACUGGUGCUGUGGAGAGCGGGGAGCUGCGUUGGCCCCCAGAGGGUCCCCAGAAGGGGGUCGUUCAGAGUCAGGCUGCUGCUGCUGCUGCUGCCUCUUCCUCAAGUCUACCAGGAGCACCAGAGAAGGCAGCAGACGAUGACGGUGGCAAGGGUGUUAGCUCUGGGCACCAGGCCCCUGGUCCAGUGACAGCUAAGGACAUGGCAGGGCCCUGCUCGCUGAUUGCUGAGCGGGCCUUAACCUCAAGGCGACUGGGCUGAUGUACAGCUGGGUCUGCUGGGACACCCAGAUGACUAAACUUCCUGUCUGGCCAGGACCUCAGCCCCUGUCCUCUCAUUCCAUGGCCCAGGUCUGGAGUAUACCCCUCUUUGUUCAGUGGUUUGAAGCACAAAUAAAGACACUUACUUCCUGGUG
Molecule: messenger RNA, 614 nt
Organism: Jaculus jaculus (lesser Egyptian jerboa)
Lineage: Eukaryota; Metazoa; Chordata; Mammalia; Rodentia; Dipodidae
Gene: Lbhd2
Product: LBH domain containing 2
Source: RefSeq, a predicted model, not a curated record